Molecule: messenger RNA, 3584 nt
Organism: Linum trigynum
Lineage: Eukaryota; Viridiplantae; Streptophyta; Magnoliopsida; Malpighiales; Linaceae
Source: the annotation of a GenBank genome assembly
AAUGAUUAUGAUCAUUUUUACUAUUUUUAUGACUAAUAAUUCCAAUUAAAAUAUGAAUCUGUCAUGAACUAUAUGUACAUGCAUUUGGGGAAAGGCAACUAAAAGCCAGUCAAGAACAAGGAAGGAAAAGGGUGUCAUAAAGGAAAUGAAAAAUUAACCAAUAAAGCAGCCAUUCAGGCUUAAGCAACAAAAGUUCAUCAUCAGAAAAUCCACUUGAAUGCUACCCAAAACCCUUGUGAGUAAAGCAUCCCAAUCCCAACUUUUUUUGUUGUUGUUGUAAAAGAUGAAGAGUUCGACCCAAAAAACCAACUAUUUUAAUGUUGACCAAUGAUCCUCAUAGGCUUUCUUUCUUUUGCAUUUUCGUUCCCUUUUCCUGGCCUCAGCUUGGGGGUGUUAAUUGCAAUUCUCGAUGGCCGGUGUGUUGGGCUGAAUCGUAGACAUUGGAGCAUUUUCUUUUGAAUGUACAAUGGCAACUAUUUUUGCGGGUGUCGUUAAGCUUUUGGAUGGCUCGGGUUGAGGACUUGAGGUAGAGCUAUCUUCAAUGAAAUAGGACAACUACACACUAAAUAUCCUCGAGUUAUGCUAAUUUGAUAUGAUUUGCUUUUUGUAGUUGGCUUUUGACCUGAACACCGUUAUCUUAGUGAUAUAGAUAAUUCAAAUGAUCUUUUUUUAUUAAAAAGAAUUAUAAUUAUUUAUUUAUUUGUGCAUAAAAACCGAUGCAAAGCUAGGUAUAUAAUAUUGCAUCUCCAGCUGGAGGGAACAAUUUAUUAGCUCAGUUAUCCAAUCCUAGUUGGGCAGAAUGAAACCAUAGCAUGUGAAAGCUUCUUCUCAAACUUGAUUCCCAUUUCCAUUCCCUUCAUGUUAUGUUUGCUUCUCUUUCUCUUCUCUUCUCUUUCUCCCCAUUAAUCUAUCAGUAGAGUAAAGACUAUUAGAUUCCAAUUCUCCCCAUUAAGUCACCAUUGUUAUGUUAUGCAAGCUAAAAAAGAUGAAUUGCCAGAAGAAGGCAUAAUAUACUCAUGAAAUAUUGGGGAGGAAAAAGAAGGAAAAGCAGAAAGUAAGUGAAAAUUAAAGCAAAAUAUCCAACUUUAAAAGGUAUAUAAGAAAUAAGGAAAGUGGGGAGGUGUUCAUUUUUCUCCCCCAGAAAGGCACAUAUCAUGGCUUUUGUUAAUCAACUUUCUUCUAUCACUAAAAGAAAACCUAGCUUUCCUUUAUCUCUUUAGUGGCUUUGCUCGAGUGUGUUUGUUUCAUAAACUUUUCAAAUUUUAAAGUUUAGUAAAAAAACAAUGAAUUUUAGUAUUUUACAUAUUUUCCCCAAGCGUGAGCCAUUGUGAAGGGUUAUAUGGAAUUGAAUUUGAUGAAACAUUUUUUUCUUAUAGAAAGUUUAGAUAUCGUAAGAUUGUUGUUGGAAAUAUCAGUUUAGAAGAUGACAAAUGUGUUAGUUGGAUGAUAAAUCUGCAUUCCUAAAUGGGUUUUUAAUAUAUUAUGGUGAUAUAUGGUAUUAAUUUAUAAAGGAAAUUAGAGAUUACUAGAAAUUAACAUCUAUGGUAAAAGUACAUAGAAGAAAAGGCAAAUUACAGUGGCAAAUAAAUCAGCAGUUGUAAAGAUACAAAUUGUUAAAAAAAAAAAACAUCCGAUCAAACUCUUGGUUUCAUUCUUGAAACUCGUCUACUUCCUUGGGCUCAAUCUUGCACACGAGGAAGGAAUUUUAUAUUAAGCGACCUGGAAAUUUUGAAGGUUCGAGAGGAGAAAAAUCCAAUUUGUGUCCUUAAAACGAUUAUUUAUUGUCCGAAGCAGAUUUAAAGACCCCGGAAUAAGGGGUUAUUAGGAAAGUUGUAUUAGUAGUAAGAGUAGUAGUAGUAGAACUCUAAAACUUGGAGGAUCCUUAGUUGAGUGCAACAUUUCCAAAAAGGAAAAAGUGUGAGCACAAGGUUCUACUUUGAUUCUAACUCAAAACAACAAGGGUAUAAUAUUAAACCAGCUAGCUAAGGAAUUGUACAUGUUCUCUUCCUUCAUUUUCCUAACCUUUUCCUAUACUCCAAGUGCCCUUUUGACAUUUUGUAACGCACAGAUUAGGCUUUUUUCCCCCCACAGAUUAGAGUUAAGACUUUUUCCCUUACUAGCUAGUAAAGCAAAACAACAAAGCCAAAACCAGAGGAAGAGGAGGGGAGAGAAUGAAUGGCUAUUGCUAAGUAGGAAAAAAAGUAUAAAAUAAUAGUUUUGAAGAUGAUGAUGAUGUGGACAAAAAAAAGCUCACUCAUCAUAUUUUCCACGCCACCUACUCCUUUUUGGUUUUCCCUCAACAUUUCCUAAGCCAUCAAAACCCUAUCAAAGGAAGGAUAAACUCAAAUAUAUCGAUCAACUCUUCAUCAUAAAAAUUAGUUAAAAAACGAGACGCCUCAUCGAUUCGACAUGUAAUACUAUUCUACGAAUGUCGGCGUACAAUUUACUUACAGAUUUACAGUUCAAACUAUGAAAGUAAUAAGAAAGUCGUAUAAGGUUUGAUGUUGAAUCCUUACAAUGCAAAAAAAAAAAAAACCUUAUAAUAUUGUCAUAAAUAUGUUUGUUUCUUUUCUCCACACAACCUUUUUUUUCCCUCUCACUAUAUAUACACACACCUCACUCUUCCUUCCAUUUUCUCCUCCAUGUACAAAACCAUAACCAAACCCAAUCCUAAAAAGAAACAACAAAAGAAAAAGAAAAACAUGCCAACACAGGAAGAGGGGAUCAAGCUGUUCGGAAAGACAAUCACCGUGACGGCGGCGGCGGCAAAAGCAACCAUGAAGGAAGAGAAUAAUCCUCACGCCGGCGAUUCGCCGAGCAAGCCGGAGAAGAUAAUCCCGUGCCCGAGAUGCAAGAGCAUGGAGACCAAAUUCUGCUACUUCAACAACUACAACGUCAACCAGCCCCGCCACUUCUGCAGAGCCUGCCACCGCUACUGGACCGCCGGCGGGGCCCUCCGCAACGUCCCCGUCGGUGCCGGCCGCCGCAGGAACAAGCCCCCCGGUGGCGUUCGGAUCAGUCCUCCCCCCGUCGGGUUCCCCGAUGGUGCGGCCGUGGAGGAGUGGCGGUUGGCUGCGGCGGUGGCGGCAGGUGUUCACGGCGGUGGGUUCCGGGAUGUUUUUCCGAUCAAGCGGCGGCGGUGCGACUCCGGUGGUCAACCGUGUGUUAAUUAGCUAGUUUUUUUUUGGUUUAAUAUCUCACUAAUUAAUUUAAUCCCACUUCUGCCCCUCACUUGGCCUCUUUUGAUGUAUUAUCAGAAUGAAAUGAAUGUAAAAGAUAUGUACAAAUCAGAAUUUUUAUCACACCAAAAACGAAAAGAAUUUUUAGACUCGAAGUCGGAUUAGAUUUGUAUUGACUAAUUUUCUAUCGAGUUGAUUAGUGGGUAGUAAAAGAUCAGAGAGUUUGAACCUUGGAGGACACGGUAUGAUGGUGACUUAAUAUGUAAUUAACGAGAUUUGAUUAGUAGCUAAUUGAAGUAAAAAAUUUAAGCUUUUACGCUACUUUGUAACAUUGGUGUUCUGGAUAAAAAAAUAUUCAUGGUACAAAGUGAAAUGAUAAGUUUAGAAUUAAUGUACAAGUUUAGU